This is a messenger RNA of Protobothrops mucrosquamatus (brown spotted pit viper), 1011 nucleotides long. RefSeq names its product solute carrier family 25 member 34 (gene SLC25A34). The coding region runs from base 1 to 936 and encodes 311 amino acids. The record is from RefSeq and is a predicted model, not a curated record. NCBI's taxonomy places the organism in Eukaryota, Metazoa, Chordata, Lepidosauria, Squamata, Viperidae. The transcript has 5 exons.
AUGGAGGCCUCCCCCCGCCGCCCGGCGGCGCCCUCAGUCUCCCCGCCGGUGGAUUUCGUCCUGGGCGCCACGGCCUGCUGCCUGGCCUGCGUGUUCACCAACCCGCUGGAGGUGGUGAAGACCCGCCUGCAGCUGCAAGGGGAGCUCCGUCCCCAGGGCUCCUACCAGCGCCACUACCGAGGGGUGCUGCAGGCCGUGGCCGCCGUCAGCCAGGCCGAUGGACUCCGGGGUCUGCAGAAGGGACUGGCGGCCGGGCUGUUGUACCAGGGGCUGAUGAACAGCGUGCGAUUUGGCUUCUACUCCCACACGGAAGAUAUCGGCCUGACCCAGCAUCCGGGAGGGACCUUGGCAGCCGGAGCUGUGGCUGGGGCACUGGGGGCCUUUGUCGGGAGCCCGGCCUACUUGGUCAAGACGCAUCUGCAAGCACAGACGGCGGCUGCCGUAGCUGUGGGACACCAGCAUAACCACAAGAGCAUCUCCGGGGCCUUUGAGGCCAUCUAUAGGCGGCAGGGGCUGCUGGGUCUGUGGCGCGGCGUGAGCGGAGCAGUGCCUCGUGUCAUGGUGGGCUCCUCUGUGCAGCUGGCCACCUUUGCCUCUGCCAGGGAGUGGGUGGCAAGGCAGCAGUGGUUCAAGGAAGGCAGCUGGAUGGUGGCUCUCGCUGGGGGCAUGAUCAGCAGCGUGGCCGUGACUGUAGCCAUGACUCCCUUCGAUGUGGUGAGCACACGACUCUACAACCAGCCGGUGGAUGAAACUGGCACGGGCAAGAACUACCGCGGCUUCUUCGACUGCGUCGUGCGGGUCUCGGAGAAGGAAGGCAUCCUGGCCCUGUACAAGGGCUUCGGCCCCGCUUACCUCCGCCUGGGGCCACACACCGUCCUCAGCCUUCUCUUCUGGGAUGAGCUGAGGAGGGUCCCCUACUGGCAGCAGGCCACCUGAAGACCCCCAGACUGCUCAGGACCCUCCAGCCCCAGAGAGCAGGACUGCGGAGAGCAAACAGCUCUUUUCCCAACU